Salvelinus fontinalis (brook trout) is the source of this 1580-nucleotide messenger RNA. RefSeq names its product keratin-associated protein 4-7-like. Bases 20 to 1039 code for a protein of 339 amino acids. The transcript has 2 exons. Gene Ontology annotation, cellular component: keratin filament. The record is from RefSeq and is a predicted model, not a curated record. Lineage: Eukaryota; Metazoa; Chordata; Actinopteri; Salmoniformes; Salmonidae.
UUAGGGAUGGGCGACUUUGAUGGGGUCGGGGGGGCACAAGAACCUCGAGGGGCCGCACACAUCCCACAUCAUUACACCCCCCCCCCCCCCCAUCUUGACAGCAGAACAUUUUAGCCCCUCACGAGACAGUGAAGAUAGGUUCACUUUUAGCUUUCAUUCCUACACAUUCUACUAUAGAACAUUCUGCUAUGGAACAUUCUGCUAUAGAACAUUCUGCUAUAGAACAUUCUGCUAUAGAGUAUUCUGCUAUAGAACAUUCUGCUAUAGAACAUCCUGCUAUAGAACAUUCUGCUAUAGAACAUUCUGCUGUAGAGUAUCCUGCUAUAGAGUAUCCUGCUAUAGAGUAUCCUGCUAUAGAGUAUUCUGCUAUAGAGUAUUCUGCUAUAGAGUAUUCUGCUAUAGAGUAUCCUGCUAUAGAGUAUCCUGCUAUAGAGUAUUCUGCUAUAGAGUAUCCUGCUAUAGAACAUUCUGCUAUAGAGUAUCCUGCUAUAGAGUAUCCUGCUAUAGAGUAUUCUGCUAUAGAGUAUUCUGCUAUAGAGUAUUCUGCUAUAGAACAUUCUGCUAUAGAACAUUCUGCUAUAGAACAUUCUGCUAUAGAACAUUCUGCUGUAGAACAUUCUGCUGUAGAACGUUCUGCUGUAGAACGUUCUGCUGUAGAGCGUUCUGCCGUAGAGCGUCCUGCCGUAGAGCGUCCUGCCGUAGAGCGUCCUGCCGUAGAGCGUCCUGCCGUAGAGCGUCCUGCCGUAGAGCGUCCUGCCGUAGAGCGUCCUGCCGUAGAGCGUCCUGCCGUAGAGCGUCCUGCCGUAGAGCGUCCUGCCGUAGAGCGUCCUGCCGUAGAGCGUCCUGCCGUAGAGCGUCCUGCCGUAGAGCGUCCUGCCGUAGAGCGUCCUGCCGUAGAGCGUCCUGCCGUAGAGCGUCCUGCCGUAGAGCGUCCUGCCGUAGAGCGUCCUGCCGUAGAGCGUCCUGCCGUAGAGCGUCCUGCCGUAGAGCGUCCUGCCGUAGAGCGUCCUGCCGUAGAGUAUCUGCUAUUAGUAACUAGUGGUCUGUAACAGGUGUAACUAGCGGUCUGUGACAGGUGUAACUAGCGGUCUGUGACAGGUGUAACUAGCGGUCUGUGACAGGUGUAACUAGCGGUCUGUGACAGGUGUAACUAGCGGUCUGUGACAGGUGUAACUAGUGGUCUGUAACUAGUGGUCUGUGACAGGUGUAACUAGUGGUCUGUAACUAGUGGUCUGUGACAGGUGUAACUAGUGGUCUGUGACAGGUGUAACUAGUGGUCUGUAACUAGUGGUCUGUGACAGGUGUAACUAGUGGUCUGUGACAGGUGUAACUAGUGGUCUGUAACUAGUUGUCUGUGACAGGUGUAACUAGCGGUCUGUGACAGGUGUAACUAGCGGUCUGUGACAGGUGUAACUAGCGGUCUGUGACAGGUGUAACUAGCGGUCUGUGACAGGUGUAACUAGCGGUCUGUGACAGGUGUAACUAGCGGUCUGUGACAGGUGUAACUAGCGGUCUGUGACAGGUGUAACUAGCGGUCUGUGACAGGUGUAACUAGCGGUCUGUGACAGGUGUAACUAGCG